AAAAUGGCUCCACAAAUGGAAUACGUUUCAAAGACCCAACAUUACCUCAAAGUAAAGAAACCUUUGUUAGAACGUCAGCGACGAGCACGCAUUAACAAGUGUUUGGAUACUCUCAAAGAAUUGGUAGCCGAAUUCGAAGGUGAUGAUUCAAUAAUGCGUAUGGAUAAGGCUGAAAUGCUUGAAUCGGCUGUGGCUUUCAUGAAGCGGCAAGUAAAGAAACCGAAUGUACCAACCGCCUUCAGCAACAUGGUGCCAAUGAAUUCAUUCCGUCAUGGUUAUAUGAAUGCUGUCAAUGAGGUGUCCCGAGUUAUGGCUGCCACUGCCGGCAUGGAUGUACACAUCGGCAAAGCUGUUAUGGUCCAUUUGGGUAGUGAAUAUAAUCGUUUGCUGCAAAUCUCAAGUAUUGGACAACAGAAAGAGGAGGAUGGAGAGCAGUCGUGUUCUGCACCCAUGUCACCAGCUUCAUCGGGUUAUCACAGUGAUGAUGAAACAACAUCUUCGGCUGUUCAAAGUCCAGUUGCUACUCCAGUUUGGCGUCCUUGGUAA
Musca vetustissima is the source of this 546-nucleotide messenger RNA. RefSeq names its product enhancer of split m5 protein-like. Gene Ontology annotation, molecular function: DNA-binding transcription factor activity, RNA polymerase II-specific; RNA polymerase II cis-regulatory region sequence-specific DNA binding; protein dimerization activity. The coding region runs from base 4 to 546 and encodes 180 amino acids. NCBI's taxonomy places the organism in Eukaryota, Metazoa, Arthropoda, Insecta, Diptera, Muscidae. Gene Ontology annotation, biological process: regulation of neurogenesis; anterior/posterior pattern specification; regulation of transcription by RNA polymerase II. The transcript has a single exon. The record is from RefSeq and is a predicted model, not a curated record. Gene Ontology annotation, cellular component: nucleus.